Messenger RNA from Nerophis lumbriciformis (worm pipefish), 2314 nucleotides. RefSeq names its product Kv channel interacting protein 3b, calsenilin (gene kcnip3b). Gene Ontology annotation, cellular component: voltage-gated potassium channel complex; nucleus. Gene Ontology annotation, molecular function: DNA-binding transcription repressor activity, RNA polymerase II-specific; calcium ion binding; RNA polymerase II cis-regulatory region sequence-specific DNA binding. Lineage: Eukaryota; Metazoa; Chordata; Actinopteri; Syngnathiformes; Syngnathidae. The record is from RefSeq and is a predicted model, not a curated record. Gene Ontology annotation, biological process: negative regulation of transcription by RNA polymerase II; regulation of potassium ion transmembrane transport.
CGCUAUUAAAGUGCCUUCACUUACUCUUCCGUAUGUGGACCUGGAUUUGGACAGUGUCACCUUUAAUUGAACUCUACCAAAAGAUGCAUUGAUGAUUUUGGGAUUACUGAAUCACGAAGCAGAGCAGAGAGAGGAUGUUUAAAGUGUUUUUUGGCUUAUUUUGAGCAUCACAAGUAUAUGGCUGAUUACUGCUUGGUCACCAUUGUGAAGUUUAUUUUGACAAACUACUUUAAAAUUGUGACUUGCAAGCUGUGCUCUGGUCUGUUUUGUCUUUUCUGCAUGCAAUGGGGUGAUUUAUUGAUGAUUUGCAACAGCGUUUUGCAGUUUAAACGCAUGAAUGGUAAAGCAGACAUUAGUUCAGUUUUGUCAUGAAAAUGGAUACAAAGAGUGGCUCCAAACAGUGCACUUCUUCAGCUGAAACAAACAUGUGAAUCAGUGUUAAGCGAUGACGUGAGGACUUUUAAUGGCUGUUAGCUUUACGAGGAGAAAUUUGCAGGAAAGUGACUUUUAACGUCUCUUUUAAUGCACUCUGAUAAAUGGCCCCCGUCUUCCCUCCUGGAUCCGGACAGGGAUGUUGUCCAUAUAUGUCGGCUUCCACGUUUUUUCCACUUCAGCAUCAGUGUUGACAUUACAAGCCGCUUAUUGGUGUCUUGGAUACAAACACAUGCAGUCUCCAACCUGUCAGGCUGCUGAGCAGGGGUGAGAACACUUGCUCACAAAGGGCUGCCCGGCCCACCGUGACCCGGGUCGGCCCGGUCUUUCAUUCUCAAGGCUUGGCCCUCCUCCCCCGGCCCCCGGCAGCCAUGGGGAUUCAAGGCAUGGAGCUGUUUGCCAUUGGGGUGGUCAUCAUUCUUUUCAUGGCAGUUCUCAAGCAGUUUGGCAUCCUGGAGCCCAUGUCUUCUUUUGAAGACAGCAGCGACAGUGAUCUGGAGCUGUCCAUAGUGCGUCACCAGCCGGAAGGCCUGGACCAGCUGCAGGCUCAGACCAAGUUCACCAGGAAGGAGCUUCAGUCUCUCUACAGAGGCUUUAAGAAUGAGUGUCCUAGCGGGCUGGUGGAUGAGGAAACAUUCAAGUCCAUCUAUUCUCAGUUCUUUCCCCAAGGAGACGCGACUACAUACGCUCAUUUCCUUUUCAACGCCUUCGACAUUGACAGAAAUGGCUCAAUCCGUUUUGAGGACUUUGUGAUUGGCUUGUCCGUGUUGCUCAGAGGUUCUGUCACUGAAAAGCUCAACUGGGCCUUCAACCUUUAUGACAUCAACAAAGAUGGCUACAUCACCAAAGAGGAGAUGCUGGCUAUAAUGAAGUCCAUCUAUGACAUGAUGGGCCGGUACACUUACCCAUGUGUGCGAGACGACGCCCCUUCUGAACAUGUGGACAAGUUCUUCCAGAAAAUGGACAAAAACCGAGAUGGAGUCGUGACCAUCGAAGAGUUCAUCGAGACUUGCCAGAAGGAUGAGAACAUCAUGAAUUCCAUGCAGUUGUUUGAAAAUGUGAUAUAACAUAUCAGGAUGCCACUUGGAGAUAUUAUUUUUUCAUCCAGCACACACACGCAAAUACUAGCAUUACGCACUUAAAGUAAGUAUUGUACACACACUCAUAUUUUUUCUAUUCGUCACCAUGCGUAUUCUAGACUUACAGUGUAUACCUUGCAAACACUUGUGGAUUUAAAGGACUGCCAUAGUCAGAUGAUGAGCUUCCUGCAUUGAGCACACAUCUUUUUUGUGUGUGUUUUGUGCCCUCAAUAAAUUGCACAACAGAACUUGAAGGAUUGAACACACGGGCGCCAAUCCCUAAUGUCUGGCCUCACUCAUUUUUUUUUUUUUGUGCACAGAGUCAGUCUUUUUGAGGACACUGACAAAAAGCAUGCUUGUCAUUGAAAAUGUGAUGUGGAACUAGCUUGCACUAUAAUUUAAUGUCCAUGGGCCUAGUGCACCACUGAGGGGGGGUUAGUGUGCAAUGUAUGUGAAGCUGUGUUGUCGCACUGGCUGAUGGAUCUGAAUAAUAAAAAAUAAAAGAAAGUACAAAAAAUAUGUUAAGUGACAGCUUGCCACUGAGUCAAAGAAGAUUAUUCCUUAACUUUUGUGUUCUUUUGUAUUUUGGGGAGAUUAUAUUGAACAUGGAGCUGAGCUAGUGAAGUAACUUUGCAAUAGUGCGAAAUACUUUAAAUAUAGUUGUUUUUUUAUGCUGAAUGAAGGCUUUGUGUUGGUUUUCUGAUAUUUUACUCGCAUGCCGACUGUAAGGUGCCACAGUAUGAUGUACAAUGCGGUGGGAUCUGUGUGACGUGGGUUAAUAAAGAUGCUGUCGACUGCUGUGA